GGCGGGCUUGCGGCGUCGGAGAAGGAAGUGGUGUAGUUGCUCCCUCUGCGCCUACUACUGGCCCCUGAGGCGCGAAGAGGGUCCCGUGUCGCCGCUGCAGCGUAGCACUUUCCUCAGACUGUACCCCUCCAUGUGCCCCGGCGCCGUUGCUCCCCUUCCUCAGGCCGCCGUUUACCCCGGGGUCUAUGGAAGUAAUGGAAGGACCCCUCAACCUGGCUCAUCAACAGAGCAGACGAGCAGAUCGUUUAUUAGCUGCAGGGAAAUACGAAGAGGCUAUUUCUUGUCACAAAAAGGCUUCAGCAUAUCUUUCUGAAGCCAUGAAGCUGACAAAAUCUGAGCAGGCUCAUUUAUCACUGGAACUGCAAAGGGAUAGUCACAUGAAACAGCUCCUCCUCAUCCAAGAGAGAUGGAAGAGGGCAAAGCGGGAGGAAAGAUUGAAAGCCCAGCAGAGCACAGACAAGGAUGUGGCUGCCCAUCUUCAGGCAUCUCACAAACCCUCUGCUGAAGAUGCAGAGGGCCAGAGUCCCCUUCUCUCUCAGACAUACAGCCCUUCCCCAGAGAAACACCUGCCUGAAAUUAAGGGCGUCUUUGACAGAGAUCCAGACACACUACUAUUUUUACUUCAGCAGAGGAGUGAGCCAAUAGAGCCAUUCAUUGGAAGCAAAGCCCCAAAAGAUGAUAAAACAAUUAUAGAGGAGCAGGCAACCAAAAUUGCAGAUUUGAAGAGGCAUGUGGAAUUCCUUGUGGCUGAGAAUGAAAAAUUAAGGAAAGAAAAUAAACAACUAAGGGCUGAAAAGGCCAGACUUCUAAAAGGCCCAAUAGAAAAGGAGCUGGAUGUAGAUGCUGAUUUUGUAGAAAAGUCGGAGUUAUGGAGCUUGCCACCACAUUCAGAAAGUGAUGCAGCCUCUUCAACCUGGCAGAAGUUUGCAGCAAGUACUGGGAAAGCCAAGGAUAUUCCAAUCCCCAAUCUUCCGCCCUUGGAUUUUCCAUCUCCAGAACUUCCCCUUAUGGAGCUUUCUGAGGAUAUUCUUAAAGGACUUAUGAAUAAUUGAAUUGGAAGGCCAUUGAAGAGGAAACAAUACAAUAAUAUGGUUAAUCCAGCAAAAAAAAAAAGGGCAACCAU
Manis javanica (Malayan pangolin) is the source of this 1123-nucleotide messenger RNA. It is a transcript of the gene NRBF2, whose product is annotated as nuclear receptor binding factor 2. NCBI's taxonomy places the organism in Eukaryota, Metazoa, Chordata, Mammalia, Pholidota, Manidae. The record is from RefSeq and is a predicted model, not a curated record. Gene Ontology annotation, biological process: autophagy.